UUUACAGUUUUACCCUCCGUAUUUUUCACUUCAGCAGUCUUCUCACCCAAAAACUUUGCUCCUCCUUCCUUCGCAACGCGUAAUGGCGAGAGGUUCUUCACAGUCCCAAGCCUCCACCACGUCCUCUGGGAGGUCUGGCGUCAUGGCGCCGCGAGGAUCGGCAGCAGCCACAGCCGGUAUGCGCCGUCGCAGGCUCACUGGAGGUACUGUCUCGUCAGGCUCUGGCGCCGUCGGGUCCGGCACCAGCAGCAAUAUGCUGCGCUUCUACACUGACGAUGCCCCUGGCUUGAAGAUCUCUCCCACCGUUGUCCUUGUCAUGAGUCUCUGCUUCAUCGGCUUUGUCACCGGUCUCCAUGUCUUCGGCAAGCUCUAUCGCUCCAAAUCCGAGGCUGGAUCAUGAUUCCAUCGCCCGAAGACCGGUCCUCUUUUAGAUCUCCCAUCGGUUCGUCAAUCGCUAACCGAAUGUCGCGUUCCUUUUUUCUUUUGUGUAAUGUUUUUGUUUUAGCUCUGUAAAUGAUGGCAGGAUUGCAGUCUCAAGGUUUUGUUUAUGAAUUUUUCUCCAGUUCUUGUAUGUUUUUACUCUUCAAAAUAGACAGUUGAGGUUUUCGAUUUCCGCAAUUUUCUUCUAAUGGUUACAGGUUUAGAUCCUUUGGCUUCUGUAUGGAUUAGGAUUUUGUUGUUGAAUUGAUUCUUGUUUGAAAUUUUUGCAGACCAUCAUUUUCUCAUGAGCUGUUUAUCAUUUCCAUUUUAUGACUCCAUGAGCUCCAAUUUCUUGAUUGAGCUCGCAGAAUGUCUAGUCUUCUUUCUUUUUUUAUUAUAGCAAAUUUACAGCAUAAAAUUACAGAAUACUUGAUUCAUCCCUAAGUUCCUUAUCCGCAAUGUUAGUAGUUAGUUAAUUUUAUUGUUAUUCCUUUCAUUGGAGACCAAAUUUGGUAAUAAUAGCUUUAUAGCUGUGAAUUUUGGGCCUUUUGAGUAAGAUGUUUGUUUCAUUCUUUUCUGUGUUAGUUUGCAUGUAGUUGUGUCGUGGAAGGCUUCUUUGUUUCAAUUAAUCAUCCUGUUAUCU
Rubroshorea leprosula is the source of this 1063-nucleotide messenger RNA. NCBI's taxonomy places the organism in Eukaryota, Viridiplantae, Streptophyta, Magnoliopsida, Malvales, Dipterocarpaceae. The record is from the annotation of a GenBank genome assembly.